AAUACAGUCCUCUUUCUCGUCGCUCUUCCGCCACCACCUCUGUCUCCGUUAUUAGGUUUUUGUGAGACUCUUCUUGAUUGAUUGAGAAUUUUUUCUCCUCCGAGAUUGUUUAUCUCUAAGCUUCAGAAUUUGAACAGCUUCUGGUGUUUUUACGUAGCUGUAUAAUACAAUGGUUCGCUCCAAGGCUCCUGCUAAGAAGCAACAAAAGAAAGGAAUUGAUUUCAAGAAAAUUAAGAGAAAGCUUGGGAGGAAAUUGCCUCCACCUAAGAAUGCAACUAACACUGAGGUUAAAUCCAAAGCAAUUAUACUUCCUGAGCAAAGUGUGGCAGCUGAGAAGAGUGGCUUUGCUACAAGUAAGAAAGGCUUGACCUUGAUGGAACUUUUGAACCAAACUCCACAUCACAAUGCCAAAGUUCGCAAAGAAGCAUUACAUGGUCUUAAAGACAUUUUCAAGAAUCAUCCAGCAGAGCUGCAGUCACUUAAAUAUCUUAUAGUACAGACACUUGCGGGACGCGUUAGUGAUACUGAUAAUCUAGUGAGAGAUACUUUUUAUCAAUUAUUUGAGACUGAGAUCUUUCCUGCUUGUAAAGAGGAUAACCAGGGCCCUAUGGUGUCACUUUUAAUGCCAAGCAUAUUUAUCGCUAUGGUUAAUUCAGCGAUUGAUGUUCGUUUGAUGGCUUUCAAAUUUUUCCACCUUGUUGUGGAGUAUUACCCGUCUACCUUUUCCUUGUAUGCUGAAAAGAUUCUCGAAAACUACAAGGAUAUCAUUCAGAAGAACCAUUUUUAUGUGCAAGAUAAAAGCAAGCUAAAGGUAGCUCUUUCUGGGUUGGCACAUUGCCUGUCGCUUUUGCCAUGUGAUGAGAGUGACAUCGAAUCACAAAAAAAGGGACCUUUACGGAAUGAACCGCUACUCGCCUAUGAGCAGGAUGCUGCAAAAGAAUGUGCUUAUUUUGCCCAUGUCUCCGAGAGAUUGAAGGAGAUUGUUGGAAUCUUAAUCAAUUGUUUCCAAGAUUUCAUUCCAUUGAUUCAUGCUCCGCGAGGAUUCGAUGCACCAUCAUUUAAUUGUAUCAACCAUAUACUUUGCAGCAUAGAUUAUGCAAUCAAGUUUUCCAUUCGUAGGCACACUCAAAGUCAUACUACAAGGCUACCUGCAUCUGAAGAAUUCACUCUGAUGAUAUUGGAUCAAGACAUUGCAUCGUUGUUAUCAAGAAAGUUACUUGGUUCUUUUCCCCUCAAUCCAGAAAACAAUCUUUCAGGAAAGGUUGAUGAAAGGUACUUUAUUCUCAACAGUGGACUGGCAAAAAUCUUCUUGACAGUAAGUGAAUGGAGCCACCUUCCUACUGAUGUUUCCAAUAGAUUUCUGGAAUUUAUUGAAAAUACACUACUAGGCAAGAUCUCCAGGAGCAUUGAGCUUAGUAAAGCUAUUCACAAUAAGACUUUACUUGCACUCUUGCCCUUUUUUUCAAAACUUAUAUCGAGGGUGGACAGUGAUUGGAGAUAUAGUCUUCUGCAGGCAUUUACUACUACCUUCAGCGAUUGCAAACCAGAGUCAACACUUAAAUUAGCCUGCAUUUCAAUUAUCAGAGACGUGGUUAUCCCUAAUGGAGAUAUCCAUUAUCCCAAUGCAAGUGAUCCAACGAUAAAUAACUACAAGAGUGCUUGGGUCAACAAACUUCCAUCACUGCUUAAUCAGUUGGGUGAUAAGCAUCCAGAAUCUACCCAGGUUGUUUUGCAACUUUUGCUCGACCUUAGGCGCGUUGGGUGUCUGAAUCUUUGCCCCACAUGUGAAGAAGAUAUCAUAAACUUCUUCAUCCCUUGUCACGGAGAAGGUGAUGGACAUGGUGGAUCUUUUGCAAGUCUCCCUAGGGAAACCCAAGAACUGGCUCUUUGUUUCCUUUACUUCUUCACCAUAGACAAAUUCAGCUCCCACAUGCUGAAAGCAAUAGUUUCAUGCUGUCUAAAUCCACAACUUGAACCAGCUGUGUUGUAUCGGAUAGUGGAAAUUCUUCACACUGCCUAUAGAGCUGGACAUAUUCAGAUUACAGAUCAUUUUAGCUUCCUAAUCACAUUAAUUGCACGUUUCAAAGUUGUCCCAGAGAAAUUGCAGUUAGUGAUGGAGUGCAAUGAGCGGGAGACAUAUUGUGGCACGUAUGAAGCGCUUACAAACCUUGUGUGCGCAUGUUUGUCAGAAAUGGGUGAUAGUUCUCUUGUUCUCCAGAUUCUAGAGAAAGUUUUACUCGAACAAAUAAUUGUGAAGCCUGCGUUGGACAAUGGGUGUGCCAUACUCAGGAUGAUCUGCGCGUUGGACUCCAAACCAACCAGACUCUCUGAAAGCAGUGUAACCAUUCUAAGUGAAUUCUUACCGGGAUACUUGAUCGACAUAGUCAAUUGUAUACCAGAAGAUAAGGAGAACUCUUACCUUUACAUAAAAACAUGUCUCUACUACUUAGUGCCUUGUUAUUUCUUGUUCGACCGAAGCUCCAAACUCACAGAACAUGUUCUGAAGAGAAUGCAAUCGAUUGUUAGUGAAAACACUAAAGCGCUCGAAUCGUUCCAAGACAGGGAGAACGGUCGAAACUCAUUGAAUUUGAUACAAUGCAUAGUAUCUGUGAUCCUGCUGAUGCACAACGAUGUCAAAGUUAGGAAGAUCAUAUUGCCAUCCAAGUCAGAGAUCGAUUUGAUUCUGCAAAACGUUAUCACUUUACAGUCCUCAGAGAGCACAAGCUUGACAGUAGAAGGAAAGCAUAUGAUGAAAAUUGCGGGAGAGCGACUUAGGAUUGCAUCCAAAAGCUUACUCGCAUAAUAAUAAGUUCCACACAAACUGUAACAUAAAAUUUUUAUGAAUUGUGCUCUCUUUUCACAAACCUAUGCUUAAAAAAAGAUACGUAACUUUGCUUUGCUCGUUUUGGUAAAGCAACAAUUUUUGAUGGCAAUAAUUAUGUAGAAUAUUAUUAUC
Camelina sativa (false flax) is the source of this 2956-nucleotide messenger RNA. The record is from RefSeq and is a predicted model, not a curated record. Lineage: Eukaryota; Viridiplantae; Streptophyta; Magnoliopsida; Brassicales; Brassicaceae.